ACCAAAACCCAAAGUCUCACUCAAUUUUCUUCAUUUUAUUUCUUUUUUUGUUUCAAUUUUUUUUUCACCUACUUCACUUUCUCUCUCUCUCUCUCUCUCUGAAACCUGAAGCGCUGUGUCUCUCACUGUUCCUCUGAAAUGCUGAAUCUGGAGCCUACCCAUUAUCCAACCUCUUGAUCUGCACCUCUCCCCCAUGGCUAAACCUCAGAUUCUCGCGUUUUCGUGUCUCACGGUUGCAAUGUGAGGGAAAAGUUUCCACCUUUUCUCAAGCUCCUAUAAUGGUGGCUGCCAUUUCUGAACACCCAUUGAGCUCCUCACGGCAGCAACAACAACAGCAAAUACCUUCAGAGAGCAACAAUGGCGGCAGCAUACCCAGAAGAGGUAAAGGGAGGCAAGUUUCUUCCAGGUACAUGUCUCCUUCACCUUCACCUUCACCUUCAACAACAACAACAACGACGUCUUCUUCUUCUACAACAACGACGACAACAACGACAACCUCUUCUUCUUCACGGCGAUUUCCAUCCCCUCUUCUCUCACACUCCACCAAUUCCGCAACCCCACUUGCUCAAAAGCGCUCGCAAUCGGUGGACCGCCGGAGAAUCCGACCCAUUACUCCAGUUCCUGAGGCAACGAAGCUUCUGGUGACUUCCACUCGGAGCUUGUCCGUUUCGUUUCAGGGAGAGGCUUUUUCGCUACCCAUUAGCAAGAGUAAGGCGAAGGCGGCGACGCCGGAGCGGCGGAGGGCGUCUUUGGUUGCUGGGAAAGGAGGGGAUCAGGGAGAGAAGUCUGAGAAUUCUCGUCCGGCGGAUCAGCAUCGGUGGCCGGGGAGGUCCCGGCAGGCUAAUAGCCUCUCCAGGAGUGUGGAUUGCAGUGGUGGUGGUGGUGAUGGGGAUAAGAAGAGGGUUGUUGUUGGGAAUGGAUUGGGGAAAGUGGCACGUGCGUUGCAGCAGUCUAUGGAGAUGAAGAGUGGUGGUGGUGGAAGAAGGGCUUCUUUUGAUGGGUUAAGGGGUAUGAGUUUUGAUUUGGGCAAAGCUGAGUUGCUUAAGGGUGCUUCUCAAGCUCAAGCUCAACUCAAUAGUGAGCCUUGUUUGCCUUGUGAUCUCACUGCUUCUGAUACUGAUAGUGUUUCCUCUGGUAGCACUUCAGGUGCACAAGACUGUGUUGGGGCUUCUAAGGCUUCAAGGGAGCCUCGUGGCAUUGUUGUGUCUGCCAGGUUUUGGCAGGAAACUAAUAGCCGCCUGCGCCGCUUGCAGGACCCUGGUUCUCCCUUGUCGACCAGCCCUGCUUCGAGAAGCUCUAUCUCAUCAAAGAAUGUUCCAUUGAAAAGGUAUAACUCUGAUGGUCCGAUGUUGUCCCCUCGAACCAUGGCUUCUCCGAUUAGGGGAAACGCGCGCCCUGCUUCGCCGAGUAAACUUUGGGCAUCUGCAUCAUCAUCACCAUCAAGGGGGUUUUCUAGCCCUGCUAGGGUGAGGAGUGCAGUUGCUAGCUCUAUCAAUAGUGGUUCUAGUAACACACCUUCAAUUCUUAGCUUCUCUGCUGAUGUGCGGAGAGGGAAGAUAGGGGAAGAUCGAAUAUUUGAUGCACAUGCCUUGAGGCUUCUGUAUAACCGGUAUGCUCAAUGGCGGUUUGUUAAUGCAAGGGCAGAUGCUACAUUUAUGGUGCAGAAGCUGAAUGCAGAGAGACAUUUGUGGAAUGCAUGGGUAACUAUUUCCGAGCUUCGGCAUUCAGUCAUACUUAAAAGAAUCAAGCUGUUAUUGCUGAGGCAAAAGUUGAAGCUAACCUCCAUCCUAAAGGGGCAGAUUUCUUAUUUGGAAGAAUGGGCGCUUCUAGAUAGAGAUCACACCAGUUCUUUGCUUGGAGCAACUGAAGCUUUGAGGGCCAGUACCCUGCGUCUUCCGGUCGUUGAAAAAGCAACAGCUGAUGUUCCAAAUCUAAAGGAUGCUUUGCGGUCAGCAGUUGAUGUGAUGCAGGCAAUGGCAUCCUCAAUAUACACUCUUUCAUCAAAGCAGGUGGAAGAAACUAAUUGCUUGGUGGCGGAAAUCCUAAAGGUGACCUCAAAGGAAAGGUUUUUGCUUGAACAAUGCAAUGAUUUUUUAUCAUCGCUAGGAGCCAUGCAGGUCAAGGAUUGUAGCUUAAGAACGCAUAUGUUACAACUUUCUCGCGCACCGACUUCCAGCUCCCUGACAACACGUGUGUAGAUGAACUGAUCUUAUUUGACUGCUCACUCUAAAUGCUAACACUACUCCCAGCCUUUUAUUUUCCACAGGGUGGAGAUAACACACAAGGUAAUAAGCUUGGAAUGAAUGGAGCUAAUAGCUGGUUUUUGGUGUUUCCUUUGACAUUUUUGAAAGCUGUUUGUGUGGUGGUCUUGUAUGUCUCUCAGUGUGUAGUAUAGUCUUUGUGUCUGAAUAUUACAAGUUACAGAGGAAAAAAGUGGUGGCUUUUCUCUCACUAGUUAGCUAGCUAGCUGUAUACAAUUUAAGCAAGUGUCUGUCUGUGUAUAUAUCUCUAUAUGUAAUCAACUAAUCAUUGUUUAGUAGGUAGUCUGUGGCUUAAUCUUCAUUUGAAUUCCUGGUUUAUGAUCA
Lotus japonicus is the source of this 2585-nucleotide messenger RNA. RefSeq names its product QWRF motif-containing protein 2. The transcript is spliced from 6 exons. Gene Ontology annotation, cellular component: cytoplasm; nuclear microtubule; centrosome. The record is from RefSeq and is a predicted model, not a curated record. NCBI's taxonomy places the organism in Eukaryota, Viridiplantae, Streptophyta, Magnoliopsida, Fabales, Fabaceae. Gene Ontology annotation, biological process: centrosome cycle; spindle assembly. Gene Ontology annotation, molecular function: microtubule binding. Bases 279 to 2198 code for a protein of 639 amino acids.